AUGUCGGCCAAGCGGACUCACAGCGUUUCCUGGGUCACCGUCCUCACGCUCCUCGCCCUCACCUGGUUCUUCCGCGACUUGCUGUACACCACAUGGACCCUGGCCUCCUUGCGAUUCAACUGGCGCAACGGUGCGAACACGUUCGUGUUGUCCAAGGCGCAUGACGACUUUGACAUUACAUUUCUCGACUACGACAAGCAUCAGCUGACAGCAGCGCCACACGAAAAUCUGGUGCCCCCAGUGCUGCAUCACAUCGCUCUGGGCGAGCACGGCAGCCGCUGGAGGGACGACUGGGAAACCACUGUGCAAAGUUGCAUCGACAUGCACCGGGGCUGGGAGGUGCACAUGUGGACGGACGAAGCAGCCGUGCAACAUCUUGCCCUGUUUGUGCCGUGGGAGAACUUCUUAGGCGAAGAACGAGGCGACAUCAACGGGAUAUGGACGGCGGCCCGAGAUGUGCUGAACCCGAGAAUAUCCUGCCUCAUCGACAACAUUCAACUACUUCGGCGAUCUGCUGAAGACGCCAAGCGCGAUGCCAAGCAGUGGGAAGCCACCGCCGGCGACCGAGAUGGCGGGGACCCACAGGCGGAGGAGGCGGGCGUGGGCCGGGCGGAUGACGAGGCCACAACGGCAUAUCAAUCUGAUGACGUGGGAAGUGCAACUCGUCUCAUCGACGUCGUUCGGGGUGCGGCCAGCGCGAACCAGAUCACUGCGGGGUCACGUGAACUCAGCGCAAUGAUGGAGCAGCUCUGCCGCUUCCAGCAGUCAGCACUAUCCUCGACGGCCGAGCUCCAGUCCGCCACAGCUGGUGAACACGGUGAAAGGCGGAUAACAAUGCCCGAGCACGCGUGCUCCGGAGCCGCAGUACCGCCGCAGGACCAGGUCCGGGCCAUCAAAUCGCAGCAAACAUGCGCCUCUAGAGAGAGGGUGAAGAGGAUCCAGGGCAUCCAAAGCAUGGGCGAAGCCCACGGAACUGAUCGCAGCGCAGCAGCGCGGAGUGUGCUCGCCGGCUUCGGAGAGGACGACAUCCUCAUGACGCAUGCGGAUGCCGAUGAGACGGUAGGCGACACAAGCGUCGCCAGUGUGGACGUCCGCUUUGGUCCCUCAACCUCUUUCGUCGAGGCGGGAAAAAAUCUGGCUGCGCGGCUGACGCUGAACAAGAAACAGGGCGUUGCUCUGUUGAUAAUUUGCCGCCACUUGGACUCGCUGCGGGAAAGGGGCCGAGGCGAUGGCAGCCAGCUCUGUCAAUUUGUCGGUGGUGAGGGCGGCACCGGCAAGUCCCGCGUGAUCGAAGCACUUGUGGCACUUUUCGCGGCGAAGGGCAUCUUGAGUCGUCUGCUGAUCACGGCGACGUCGGGGACUGCCGCGGCGAGGGUCAACGGCAUCACGAUUCACUCCGCCUGCGGCUUCACCAAGGACCAGGGGCCGGGCACCAACACGGCGAAAGACCUCGACGGGGUCCGACUGCCAAAGCAGGCAGAGCGAUUCAUCCACGGUCAGUCCCGGAUAGACUGGCAGGAGAAAGAUGUGCUUGUCAUCGACGAGGUGAGCAUGCUCGGUGCGAGGACGCUCUAUGCAGUAAAUGAGCAGCUCUGCCGACUUCGCGGAUCGCAGCAAGACUUUGGCGGCAUCCCCAUCGUUCUUUUUUGCGGAGACUUCCAUCAAUUCCGACCAGUGCAAGAAAGGUCAAUCCUCCUGCCGAGCGCGGCCGUAUCGUGGGACGAGGACAACACUUUCAGGGCCGAGCAACGGCACCAACACGACAAGGCGUACGGGCUGUGGAAGAGGUUCACGACGGUGGUCAUGUUGGACGAGCAGAUGCGCGCCGCAGGAGAUCCGGAUCUGCAGAGGCUGCUGAAGCGUAUCCGGCGAGGUGUGCAGGACCACACGGACUUGGACCUCCUUAACUCGAGGUGCUACCGGGAAGGUCAGCGGAUCCCGUGGGAAACCGGCAUCACCGUGGUGACGCCGCUGAACAGGAACCGUUGGAACCUCAACAUGGAGGCGAGCUUGUCGUUCCGGAUCCAGCAACGGUCGAUGAUGCGCAUCUUCAUAUCCGAGCACAAGUGGAAGGAUAGUCUGCCGACGGAGGAGGGGGCCAUCAUGAUGCUGAACCAGGGUGACGAUAGCGCGAUUCCGGUACCGGCCGUCUUCAUGUUUGUCCCGGGGAUGCCCGUCGUCGUGAACCACAAUACCCAUCAAGGACUGAAGCUUGUCAAUGGUGCUGGGUACACGGCGGUAGAAGUCAUCCUCGACAAGGCGCACCCGGGGCAUCGGGUCUCGGCCGACAUGACGAUACACUUCGGACCGCCAGCGGCGAUAAUACUCGAGUCGGAGACGACAAAGGAUUUUCACUUCGUAGGAAUGCCUCCCGGGACGGUGCUGCUGACGCCGAUGAGCAUCAAGAUCCAUUGUCAGCGGAAGCGACCGUGGCAGCAGAACGACGUCACCAGGAAAAGGCUCCCGUGCGCCGCGGCUUUCGCGUCCACGGAUUACAAGGUGCAGGGCGGAACGCUGAAGCGCGUGGCGUUGGAGUUGCGGGGCACAAGGACGACAACCGUCGGCGGAAAGGCCGUCCCCUCGCAAUGUGACCCGUACAGCCUGUACGUGCAGUUGUCGCGAUGCCCGACACUGGACGGCAUCAUGCUCGUGUCUAAGGUGCGGGAGAGAGACCUUGUGGGCAAUCGGGUACCCGAGGAGAUGAAUGCGGCGCAGUCCAGGCUAGAGACGCUGAGCAGCAGGACUGUUGAGGAAGCGUCGUCCUGGCUGGGCGAGCGUGAUGGAGCGCAAGAACAGAUUGCGUCGUCAUGCGUGACACUGUCGGGUUGGAGGACGAUGAAGCCGGCGGAAGUAGUCGAGGACGCGAGGGCGGUGUGCGUGGCCGUUGGCGGGGAAAGGCUCUACCAAUCACGACGGGUUUUCAACAAGGAAUGA
Purpureocillium lilacinum is the source of this 2934-nucleotide messenger RNA. NCBI's taxonomy places the organism in Eukaryota, Fungi, Ascomycota, Sordariomycetes, Hypocreales, Ophiocordycipitaceae. The record is from RefSeq and is a predicted model, not a curated record.